GAAACCGAGCAUCAGAUGAAGGUCCACUUGUUCUACCAGCAGCUCCUGAGCGAAUCUGUGUGGGGGCCACUGGACCUGCUCAGUCUGGUGGCAGCAAGCGUCUCGAACCCAUCUGACACAAUCUUCUGGAAGGCAGCCCUCUUGUUGCCAAGUGAUCAUGAAAGAGAUGCCAGUGUUGCUAACCAGAUUUUGACAGAAUGGCUGGAGUCCAAAUUCGGUAACUCGGAGAAGCAAGAACACAGGGAGAUGGUCCCCAACGGACACAUGCAAACCUUGAGCAUCAGCAGCGGCCUGCGGAGCGUGGGGGAGCGCAUGCACACAGUGCACGUGUGUGUGAAGGUGGCCCGCGGGCCCCUCAGCGAGGAAGGCCAGUUGGCAUUGGAGAAGCGGAAGGGGCUGAUGGGCAUGGGCGCCCUGCUGAUGCUGCUGCCCUCGGCAGUCAGUCCCGGGGCUGAUGAGGAAGACGGGGACAUCUUCCUGUUAUCCGCCCUGCUGCAGCUCCGGCAGAUCCAGCAGGCUAAUGCCUGGCCACAGGCCCUUCCUCUGGUGGUGGUGGUCCCAGGGCAGGCUGGGCACAGGGCCAGCGAUGAACGGCUAGAGGAAGACCUGAUGCUUCAGACACUCAUUGAGGAAGGUUUGAUUUCAGAGUACAUGUUCGUCCAUAUCCCCGAGACCACGAACGAACCCCAAGGAUCCGAGCAGAUCCGCCAUGCCGUCAGGUGGCUCGCUGCCCGCUCCACGGCACCAGCCCGGCUCGUCUCGCAGACGUUGGUGCAGGUUGUGGAGGCCGGGCUCUGCCGCGAGUUUGCUGGUAGGCUUCACCGUGAUCGGAGGGACCGUGACAUGGCGGGACUGCCCUCCCAGGGCCCUGCACCCGUCAUCGGCCUCUACAACACUGUCCUGGCUUUCUUGGCUGGCCUUGUGUCGUCCCCGAGUCUGGCUGGCCUCUCCUGGCCCGUGGCAGAGUUCUCGGUGCUAGGGGGUGGUGCCUACCACAUCUGCUCUGGAACUCGGCUGAGCACCUGGAGUGGCUCCAGGGGGCAGUCCUGAGCCUGCGGCUGCCCGACUGGCCGCUGCCAGCCGUGGGGGCUCCUUGGAGCCAGCUGGUUGCCUCCAUCUUCCAGUACGUAUCUCAAAUCCCAUGGUCCCGCCACAGCCAGCCACUCCUUAUGUCCCAGUUGGAGAACCUUUUGGAGAGGCUGCGUCAGGACUG
Messenger RNA from Brienomyrus brachyistius, 1213 nucleotides. Its product is annotated as germinal-center associated nuclear protein-like. Lineage: Eukaryota; Metazoa; Chordata; Actinopteri; Osteoglossiformes; Mormyridae. The record is from RefSeq and is a predicted model, not a curated record. The coding region runs from base 16 to 1050 and encodes 344 amino acids. The transcript is spliced from 7 exons.